Messenger RNA from Notolabrus celidotus (New Zealand spotty), 8521 nucleotides. Its product is annotated as protocadherin-1-like. The coding region runs from base 1022 to 4705 and encodes 1227 amino acids. Gene Ontology annotation, cellular component: plasma membrane. The transcript is spliced from 14 exons. Lineage: Eukaryota; Metazoa; Chordata; Actinopteri; Labriformes; Labridae. The record is from RefSeq and is a predicted model, not a curated record. Gene Ontology annotation, biological process: homophilic cell-cell adhesion. Gene Ontology annotation, molecular function: calcium ion binding.
UAGGAUCGAUUGCUUCUCUCUUCUCGCACUUGAGAUCAUUUUCCUAAUUAACGCGUCCGGAGUAUGUGAGCGUCCUUUCGUCACUCGUGCCUAAUUUCCUCCACUUUGAAGGGGCAUUACAAGAGCAUCACAGCUGUUGCCUAAGGCGGGGGUACAGAUGACGCCUACAGAUCCUCAUCAUUGAGCUCUUAUCUAGAGUGUACAAGAAAUCCAAGAGAAACCUAAUCAGUUGCAAGUGAAAGAUGGCGCUUCCUCCACUCCGAGGCCGAGAGGGACCACCUGGCUUGUUAUCAGUGCACAGUUCAAAAGAGGGAGGGGGAUAGAUAUGGAAGGGCCAGAGUCGUGGCGGAUAGAGAUGAUGGCUGGGGAUCCGGGGAUGAUGAAGGCUUCAGGGGGAAUCUCUCCGGGCUUCAGGGGCUGAGGAGGGCCGUAGCCUUGUUGGGCGCCGUAUCUGAAUUGCCAGCUGUUACAGUUGACUCCAGCACCCACUGGGGGUGACAGUUCCCCACCCCCAUCUCCAUCUGAGGACUUUACUCACCAGCAGCGCUAGACACAGUGGGCCAGUUCUGGACCAGCAUCCCCUGGGCUCCCUGCAUCACAGACGCCUCCUCCAUGUGGACUGAGCUGAAAGAAUCAAGGGGCGUGUCCAGAGAGGCAGCCAGGGAUGGCAGGGGCCCUUCUAAAACCUUACUGGACACUCUUGGUGCCACCCCAAAAUCUUUAACCGUUGUUGGAGGAGGGACCUACUGUGUGUUGAAACAACUUCUUGGUUGUGUCGUGAAACUGGGCGACUCAUGCUUCCGACUUUAUGCUGCAACCCAGAGACAGACCCUAUACCCUCAGGUGAACCGGGGACAGGAAAGAUAUUAAGAUGUUAACACAAGACUGCCUACAGCGACACUGCGACAGUCAUUUAUUAUAAUGGGCAGAUUCUUGCCUCGGCUGGUUAUUGUGCAAAAAUUGAUCUCCCUUGAACCUUGUGUGCCAGCAGACAUUAGUCAGCGUUGUCUGUAAGCCAGUGAUGUACGUCGCAAGAGGCCCUCAUACAUGUUGCCAUGGGAAGGCAAACUUCACCUACAGCAGCACUGGCCAUAAACCUCCAGCACACGGCAGACCCUCUGAUGACCCAAUGGAACAGAGUUUACGAGUAGUGCUGUUUUGGGUCCUGGUGCUGCACUGUGGCUCUGCUGUGGGCAGCAUCCUGUAUCGGGUCCAGGAGGAGCAGCCUCCAAACACCCUCAUUGGUAGCCUGGCAGCAGACCAGGGCCUCCCAGAUUCGGGUCAUCUGUACAAGCUUGAGGUGGGUGCCCCUUACCUUCGGGUGGAUGGAAAGACAGGAGACAUCUUCACCACAGAAAUCCCCAUAGACAGAGAGACCCUGAGGGACUGUCGAACCCUGGCCAAGGGUAAGCCGUGCUACCUGGAAUUUGAAGUAUCAGUGACAGACCUGAUUCAAAACCAGAGCCCACGACUCAUUGAAGGACGAAUUGAAGUGCAGGACAUCAAUGACAACACGCCACAGUUCCCCUCUUCAGUGCUCACCAUCUCUGUCCCUGAAAACACGAUCAUGGGGGCAUUGUUCUCCAUACCUCUUGCUACAGACAGGGACUCAGACAGGAACGGUGUGGCAGAUUACGCCCUGACUGCGGGACCAGAUGCUGCAACCCUUUUUGGCUUACAGGUGGCUGACGACAGGGGGGGGAAGCUCCCGCAGCUCAUCGUCCUGGGCAACUUAGAUCGUGAGUUGAAGGAUUCAUAUGAUCUCACCAUCAAGGCAGUGGAUGGAGGAAACCCUCAGCGCUACAGCAGUGCUUUACUGAGGGUGGUCGUCACUGAUGCCAAUGACAACGCUCCCAAGUUUGAAAAGUCUACAUAUGAGGCAGAAGUGUCUGAAAACAGUCCAGCGGGGCACUCCGUGUUGCAGGUCAAAGCAAAUGACUCCGACAUGGGCCCGAAUGGAGAAAUUGAGUACACCCUUCACCAAGCAGUCGACCCAGUACCAAGACUCUUACGAAUUGAUCGCUCCACUGGCGUAAUAUAUGUCAAAGGAUCACUUGACAGAGAGGAAAUCAACAGCUUGUCCUUCUAUGUGGUGGCAAGGGAUAAGGGUCCUCAACCUAAGAGCUCCAAGACGUUUGUGACCAUUGAGGUGACCGACCAAAACGACAAUGCUCCAGCCGUGGAGAUUCGUGGGAUUGGCCUCGUGACACACAGUGAAGGAGUAGCUAACAUCUCAGAGGACAUGCCAGUUGGAACAGCUGUUGCUUUGGUGCAGGUGUCCGACAGGGAUGAGGGCGAGAAUGCUGUGGUAACAUGCGUGGUCGCAGGUGAUGUGCCCUUCCAGCUCCGACCUGCCAGCGAUUCCUCCAGCGAUAACAAGAGGAAGUAUUUUCUGCAGACCACUACUCCUCUUGACUACGAAAGGGUUAGGGAAUACCGGGUGGAGAUCGUGGCUGUGGAUUCUGGAAAUCCAGCACUCUCAAGUACAAACUCUCUAAAGGUGCAGGUGACUGAUGUUAACGAUAACUCCCCAGUAUUCUCCCCAACUUUGUUUGAGGUAGAUUUUGCUGAAGAAAACCAACCAGGGGAAAAGGUCUUAGAUGUUAUAGCUUCAGAUGCUGACAGUGGCACCAAUGCAGAACUCCUCUAUAAUAUUGUGGCAGACUCAUCAAUCAAAGGUCUGUUUGAGAUUGACCCAAAUACAGGGGAAGUAAGAGCCAGAAGCCCUCUUGACCGCGAGCAUAAAGAACGCUAUGAGUUCCGUGUCACGGCAGCCGAUAAAGGGUCACCAGUUCAUAAAGGAACAGCAACUGUGGUAAUAAAUGUCCUCGAUCGCAAUGACAAUGACCCUAAGUUCAUGCUCAGUGGCUACAGCUUUUCAGUGUUGGAGAACAUGCCUCCCCUCAGUCCAGUUGGCAUGGUGACUGUUCUUGAUGUUGACAAAGGUGAGAACGCUCGUGUUCAACUCUCUGUAGAGCCUGACGGCGGCAAGUUUGUCGUUCAAAAUGGCACAGGCACCAUUCUUUCAAGCAUCUCAUUUGAUAGGGAGAAAGAAAGCAGCUACACAUUCCGUCUGAAAGCAGUGGAUGCGGGAGAGCCACCGAGGUCAUCAUAUGUUGGCGUAACCAUCAAUGUACUGGAUGAAAAUGACAAUGACCCUGUGGUCACCAAGCCCUCCAAUUCCUCCUACAAGCGCUUGUCGCCUCUGGCUUCUCCUGAUAGCCAUGUUGAGAUAGUGGAAGCUGAAGACCUGGAUAGUGGGCCUAAUGCAGAACUGGUCUUCAGUAUUGCUGGUGGGAACCCUUAUCAAUUAUUCCGUAUCUCUCCAUCCAGUGGGGAGAUCACUCUGGCAAAAGAGAUGACCCGAAAACAUGGUGGACUACAUCGCCUAGUAGUGAGAGUUAGUGACAGGGGGAAGCCUGCACGUCACGCCACUGCCCUGGUCCAUAUCUAUGUCAAUGAAACCAUUUCAAAUGUCAGCUUAGUGGAGGCUCUAGUUGGACACAGUCUUUACACGCCACUGGACAGGGACAUUGCUGGUGAUCCUGACAAUGGAUUUGCAGCACAGCGUAGUAACAUUUUGUUUGGAAGCCUUGCUGGAGUAGCAGGCGUUGUCAUGUUGAUCUUGGUGGUGGUGUUUAUUCGACAUCGCAUCCAUAGAGAAACAAAGAGCGGAUACCAAGCUGGCAAGAAGGAAACAAAGGACUUAUAUGCCCCCAAACAGGCACCAAAGAAUGCCAAAGGCAAACGAGGGAGGAAAGGAAAACCCCAAAAGUCCCCAAAACCACUUGGAGAAGAGGAGGAGGUCAGUCUCCAAAAGAGCCUGAAGUUCAAUCUCGAUGGAGUCAACGAUAGCCCCAGGAUACACCUGCCCUUAACAUACUCCCCAGGAAGUCCUGAUAUAGGCAGGCACUACCGCUCCAACUCCCCCCUACCAUCAAUCCAGCUGCAGGCUCAGUCUCCCUCAGCCUCUCAGAAGCAUCAGGCUGUUCAGGACCUCCCUGCUGCCAACACCUUUGUAGGAACAGGGGGAGAUGACAACUCUACCGGCUCAGACCAGUACUCAGAUUACAGCUACAAGACCAGCCACCCCAAGUACAACAACAAACAGCAUCCCCAUCGACGAGUGACCUUUUCCACCACCAACCCGGUGCAGGACCUGCAGGACGCCUCUCAGCACAGCUACUAUGACAGCGGCUUGGAGGAAUCGGAGACUCCCAGCAGUAAGUCAUCGUCUGGCCCUCGCAUCGGACCCCUGACCCUGCCCGAGGACCACUAUGAGAGGACCACUCCAGAUGGCAGCAUUGGAGAGACCGAGCACCCUGAAAACGAUAUCCGCUCCCUCCCUGAUGUGGCAAUGACUGGGAACUGUACCAACGAGUGCAGCGAAUUGGGCCAUUCAGACGCCUGCUGGAUGCCUGGGCAUCCCUCCCCUGUACGCAAGACCAGGAACCCCCCCAAACUCUCCACCUUCGUGCCUUACCAGGAGAGAGGGAGCCUGGGACGCCUGGCCAAUGGGAGUGCCAGGCUGGGCGGCGAGGAGCAUCAUCGGCCGCGCCUCCCGCCCUCUCGCAGUGCCUAUUCCAACAGUGGUCACGAGGCCAAUCAGGACUGCCAGUUAGAGGAGAUGCCCCUGAGCGUGGCCUCUGAGUUCCCGCCAACUUCACCCUCUGCCCACACUCCAAAAAGAGAAAUCUACCUGUGAGGAAAAUCAUCACCUGAUUGGUGCACAAAUGAAGAAAAGAUACACCCUCUUCAUGAGGAGGAACAGGCAGUCCACAUGCUAAAGCCAAUGCCCGUUUUGUAGGUAACAAUAGGCUGUGACUCAUCCAAUCACUGGCAUGAACACUUGUUUUUCUGUCAUUUCCUCCUUAAAUUAUUAAUUUAUUAGCAUAUUUAUUAAGGAUUCCACAAAGUUAAUUGAUGCACUCGCUCAUUUAUUUAUACUCAAUCUUGAAGGGUACGAUUCAAACAGAUCAAAAGGAAAUGCAGAUGGCAAUUGCUACUUUAGCAGUAACUAAUUAUCGUUGUAGUUAGCCAAGUCCCAUUCUGUGAAGUGAUCUCUUGAAUUUGAAAGUUGUGAUCAGUGCUCUUGUGCCAUUAUUAGAUACAUAAUUUACUAGACAGCCAGUCGAGCCCUAUCAGAAGGCAUAUGAUCAAAUGAAAAUGGUCUCUCUUAAUGUACAGCGCUGUAAAUACAUUUGAAUGGUGUGUUCUACAUAUAUUUUUGUCCGGCAUAAGCUGAAAAAAAAAGUUAAAAACUUGCCUCAGAAUUUUUAGCAUAUUUAAGCUUUUAUUUGCUGCUGCUGUUUAGACUUGAUUGAAACCAUCUCCAGACGUGGAGCUUGAUAUUGUGGUAGGCAUUUAUCCACUCCAUACAAUCACACACACAGACACAUGCACACACGCACACCUUCGACCUAUAAUCAUAGCAGAAUGGCCUUUACCUCUGCUCCCCGUAGAGCUCUGCCACUGGUGGAGAAAAGCUGUGUGGCAACAUUUAAACCGACAUUAUGUUCCACCGACUCGCAGCACUGUGACCUAUCGUUCAUCAUGAAAACGGUUGACUUGGCCACAGUACCCCGGAGUCACAACGACCAAACGCAGAGUGCUGAUUGGCUUUUCCUGUUAAAUCUUAUGACUCACUCUUGUGGUUGAAACCGUACCAGUGUAUCAGUCUGAAAAAAAAGCUCUUUCUGUCGUGACAAUCAGACAGGCUCACAAUCUUUUCUCCCUUAAGCUCAGAGUCCUUUCUCUCUCACAAUCCAUAAAAAGCCCCAUAGAUCUAAUAAAUGCAUCAGAACUAUUCACAUGAAAGGGCACAUGAGUGUACAGAGCCAUUGAAAAGACUUAGUAAUUAUCCAAGCUAAUAUCAUAAUGAUGUAAGCUACCUGAAAGAUCUACAUUAAGACACAUUUAUUUGUUUUUAAAGAUCUCACUUAAAAAAGGCAUCUGCAGAUUUGAAAACAGGGCAACUGAAGUUACCAGCUAGUCCAACUUUCAAGUCGUAUGUGCUGAAAUGUUUUUCAAAUUAUUAGCUGUUAAAGCUGCUGUGAAGAAUUUUGGCUUGUGUCAUGCUGAGGUCUUGCCCCCCAUAGUGGUUACAUACCUUCAAAAUUACAAUUCAGCUUUGAAAAUAACUGAAAAUUACAAUUUCAGUCCUAUUUCUGAUAUUAGUAAGUUUUUCUAGGUCAUAAAAAUGCAUCAAUAUUGAUCUCAAUCUGUUUAACAACCACCUGAAAACUCCUCACUGAGGCUUUAAAUGAUUUAAAGUCAUAUUAAACUUUAAGUCAGUAGUAUCUGCAAAUGAAGACAAUUGUUGAUCUCAAACUUAAGUUCAGCCAGACAGCGAAGGGCUCCUGGAACUGCAGUUAAUUAUGAUUUUCCUUGUAUUGAGGACAACAUGCUUAAUAAAUUAUCAGGCAUUUCCCUCCUCUGGCUAUUGAACAGAGGAUAAAAAAUAGGGCAUGCCCGUGGGCUUCAUUUAUCUUUACAAAGAUUUUUCCAAGUGAAUCUGAAGGAUACGUCUGAAGGACACUCUGUAUUAGUCAGUAAUUGGAUGUUAAUGAUGACAACACUAGUCCGCCUUACAACAUUGCAGCGCUAGCCGCCGUCUUUGAUUUAAACAUUGAUUUGAUUAGAUCCGCAGAUACCUUUCACCUCUGCAGAGCAUUUCCAUCGUGAGAUUGUGUCUCUGAGUAAGGGUGGAAGAGCCCAGAAUGGACAUUUCCUAAUUAGGGUGAGUAAUGAGUCCUGAGCGAGGGCAUGUGCGAGCACACCCCCAGGACAAGGCACCCACCAGAUAAUGCAAAUCUACCCUGCAGAGUAACAAUCAGUUAAAAGGGGUAUUUUUAUCAGCACUUACCUCAUCAUGCUGCCAUUGGAAAGUGCGUUCAGAAUAAUUAAACUGAAAACAUAUGGAAAUUACUGGACAUGGCUGUUAUUAAAUAAGGUGGGCGAUUAUCCUGCCUUGAGGGGGAGGACGCACAUUGUGCGUUUUCAAAGCCAUUUAGCGAGUGGAAUAAAAUUUCAAACAACAGCCAUGAUACACUGUGUAUUAAACCCCCACGGCUUCCCCCACCACCACCAACAAGCACCCCUCUCACAGAGCUGUGGAUAGCUGCUUCACCGACUCAAAGCAGCGGUAAGAUCACUGACCUGGAAUUAAUGACAAGUGAGAAAGAUAGCGAUGACUGAUAAAACCCAGUGUCACAAAGCCUCAAUCACAACUUUAUAUAUCGAAAUGCUUUGACUCGAUUCAGAAUCCACUACUGUUUUGCAUCAGGAGUUAUCUCUGACUUGAUUCCAGCCUAAACACACUUAUUGUUUUGAGUAAAUCUGGAAUGUACCUUACAAUUUGUCACCAAUGCAAGGAACUGAACGACAGGAGUUAAGUGAAACCUCUGUCUCUUCAAAAUAAACGCAAGCCUGGGCCUAUUUCUCUUAAUGAGUUGGACUCCAGCCGAUAAUGACCUCCUGCUACUCACCCCUGGAACAAUAUAUCACCAGGUUUGACCUUUCUUUUGAACUCAUGCUGAAUGAACUGUGUUUACUUCUCUCGAAACACAGAGCGGGUCCUCCUUGAUCAAAGUGCGAGGACAUCAUGAAGCACCUAAAUACACUCAAAAAGUGUGUUGAAUAAUGUUUAAUUUGUACUUAACAUUGAUUUAAUGUUGAAUUCACUUGAGUAUCUUUUGCCUCUCUGUAGUGUGUAUUGUAUGGUGAUCAUUUCUGUGGAAAGAUGGACAAAUUACUGUACUGAAUUGGAAAGGGGAUAUUUUGUGUUUCUUACUGGUCAAAGACCUGAGCAAACUGGUUGUGUGAAAAAAUAAAGAAAUCUUUUGGUGGUGUAGUGUACAUAGAUCUCCACAACCCUGUUCCAAGCAGGCGACGAUUUUAGAUGAAUCCAAAGAUAAUUGGUAGAAACUGUUUACUCUUUUCUUUUUCUUUUUCCUUCCUGAAAUGUCAGUGCUGGGUCAUAUUCAAAAGGCCCUCUACCCAAGCGAACUGAAAUUAUCGGAACAUUUCAUCUUUUCACAGUUUCAUCUAGAAACAAAGACAAUUGCCUUGAAAAUACGUCUUUGCAAGAGAGAAUCUAGUUGUUAUCCUAAUUGUUGGUAUAUUUAUAUAGGAUAAAAUGCUUGUGAUGCCAUGUUUUUGUACAGUUUUAUGUACAUACAAGUGAAGCUUUCUAAAAGUUCUGAGAAAAGCCGAUGGCAUAUAAAAAUUGUAACAUGUUUUUUCUUGAGAUGUGCACAUCUUGCCUUGGUUGGAUUGACCUUUGCUGAGUCAGUGUGAAUGUGGCCGUUCUAUGCCUGCACUGUAGUCAUUCACCGGCUCCCACCUCCUGAGGACUUAAUCAGUUUUUAUGUUUAUCGUGAACAGUGGAUUGUCUUAUCUUACCAGUUUGUUAAACUCCUGUGUUUCGGCUUUGUUCUGUUUUCGCAUGUUGACAAAUUCUCUUGUAAUACUGUAAGUCCUCAUGAACUUUGUAAUAAAAUCACUUCAGGGAAAAAAUGAA